Molecule: messenger RNA, 401 nt
Organism: Paraglomus occultum
Lineage: Eukaryota; Fungi; Glomeromycota; Glomeromycetes; Paraglomerales; Paraglomeraceae
Source: the annotation of a GenBank genome assembly
AUGUGAAAGAGGAGCUGAGAAAGAAAGCAGCAAUUCAAGCUACAGCUGGUGGAAAUCAGUCACAUAAGUACUUUUGUGUCUUUUUGGUUAUUACCAGGAACUCCUUAUUAAUCUGGGCCCGUAAACAACGAGGACCGUAUUACGAUCCAUCUACACGAAUGUAUCAUGUGGACAAAAACUCGAAGCAUUAUUAUGAAGGAUAUACGGAAGCAAAUGCCGAAGCUGAAAAUGAAGCCGCUGGCUUUAAAAACGUCCCCCUUCCACCAACCAAACCCGUGUUCGUCAAUGUAGAAAAGGAACUAGUUUCCAUUGGUAAUCACUUAUCACCCGCUAGAAGUGGAAGUCCGAGCGGGCGAAGGCCAGGAAGACCAAGGAAAUCCGAGUCUCGUCUUAACGGUUAA